AUGUGGCCAUUGCUGUGUGCCCUACCAUUGCUGGGCCUGGCUGUGGCGGAAGAUGGACUGGCGGGAUGGUUACGGUAUGCACCGCUCGCCGAUCGCUCAACCAUCCCCCAGAGCCUGCCCUCGAAUCUCGUAGCACUCAGCAGCGCGGAGGACAGCCCAGUCUUCACGGCUGGCGUGGAGAUCCGAGCCGGCUUUCGAAGCAUCUUAGGCCAGACCCUCGACUCAAAUUCAGACUCGACAGAGCGAUCGUCCACCGUCAUCGUCGGCACGCUCGAUCAGUACGUCGAGAGCUUCGGAAAUACAACCACCGUUCCGAGUCUGGGCGAGGAGGGGUUCUGGCUCAACAUUGAGGCCGACGCCGUCCAGAUCAUCGGACAAGAUGAACGCGGUGCGCUGUACGGCGCGUUCGAGUACCUGUCACGACUUGCGCAGGGGGAUUUUGCGCCCACCAGCUACAGCUCGAGUCCCAGGCAACCGAUUCGAUGGGUGAACCAGUGGGAUAGCAUGGACGACACGGCUCACCUGGGCAGUGUUGAGCGUGGCUACGGCGGGCCGUCCAUCUUCUUCGAUGAUGGCUUCAUCGUUCCCAACUUGACCCGGGCCUCCCAGUAUGCCCGUCUCCUGUCAUCGAUCGGCAUCAACGGCGUGAUCGUCAACAACGUCAAUGCAAACGUGACCCUAUUCCAAGAUGUGAACAUCGACGGACUGGGCAGGAUUGCCGAGGCCUUCCGACCGUACGGGGUGCAGCUCGGGCUGUCCGUCAAUUUCGCGGCUCCAGAAAGCUUUGGAAACCUCCCGACCAGUGAUCCCUUGGAUCCUUCCGUCAUAACAUUCUGGGAAAACAUAACCACCAAGCUCUAUGAGCGGAUUCCCGACAUGGCAGGAUAUUCGCUUAAAGCAAACACCGAGGGCCAACCGGGCCCGUUGACCUACAACCGGACUCUCGCCGACGGAGGCAAUAUGCUCGCGAGAGCUCUCAGCCCUCACGGGGGUAAUCUGAUCUACCGCGCAUUCGUCUACGAUUCCAUUGGACUCAAUUGGACCAACUGGAAAGAUGAUCGUGCCAAUGCGGCGGUGGAUUUCUUUGGGGACCACGACGGGGAGUUUGAAGAGAACGUGAUUGUCCAGAUCAAGUAUGGACCCAUCGACUUUCAAGUGCGAGAACCCGUCUCGCCACUCUUCUCGCGACUGAAGAACACGAACGUUGGCAUCGAGUUGCAGGUGACUCAAGAAUACCUGGGCCAGCAAACCCACCUGGUAUACCUUGCCCCGAUGUGGAAAGUAACCUUGGACUUCGAUCUGCGAGUCGAUGGGGAGGAAUCACGAGUCGGCGAUAUCAUCUCCGGUGAUAGAUUCGGCCGACCGCUAGGAGGAUCCGCUGCUGUCGUCAACGUCGGCACGAAUACGACAUGGCUCGGAAGUCACCUGGCGAUGUCGAACCUGUACGCAUACGGUCGGAUGGCCUGGGAUUAUACCACCGACCCUCAAGCAGCCCUCGAAGACUGGAUCCGGCUCACGUUCGGUCCCGACCCCGCCGUCCUCGAUGUCAUUACCAAGAUGUCGAUGGAGUCGUGGAGGGCCUACGAGAACUACAGCGGAAACCUCGGCAUCCAGACCCUCACGGACAUCCUGAAUACCCACUUUGGGCCGAAUCCCGCUUCGCAGGACAACAACCGAUACGGGCAGUGGACCCGCGCAGACGCCGACACCAUUGGGAUGGACCGUACCGUGUCCAACGGCACUGGGAAUUCCGGACAGUACCCGCCGGAGAUCGCGGCUAUGUACGAGAGUAUCGAGACCACGCCUGACGACCUCCUGUUGUGGUUCCACCACGUCCCCUACACGCAGGAGCUGAAGUCCGGAAAGACGGUUAUCCAACACUUCUACGACGCGCACUACGAAGGCGCCGCGACGGUGCAGGCCUGGCUCCCGCUGUGGGAGUCCCUGGAAGGCCGGAUCGACGCACAGCGCUACGAGGCGAUCCUCUUCCGGCUGAGGUACCAAAUGGGCCACUCGCUCGUGUGGCGCGACUCGAUCAGCAACUUCUACUUUAACAAGUCCGGCAUCGCUGAUCGCGCCGGGCGCGUCGGCAACUACACCUACCGCAUCGAGGCCGAGGAUAUGACACUGCGCGGGUACGCGCCCGUGGCGGUGACGCCCUUCGAGGCGGCGUCGGGGGCCCACGCCAUCGUCACGACGUCGGCCACGUUGGCGGGGACCGCAUCGGCCCGGAGCCCGUUCCCGGACGGGACGUAUGACCUGGCGAUCAACUACUUUGACCAGACGGUGGGGCGGGCGCGCUACGAGGUGUUGAUUAAUAACGCGACCGUCGGGCGCUGGACGGGCAACCUGGAGGACCAGUUCUAUCACGAGCCGUUCACGUCCCUGGACGGGCUGUCGGCGACGCGGGUGACGUUCCCGGGCGUGGAGAUCCAGGCCGGGGAUGAGAUACGGGUGGUGGGCACGCCGGACGGGAAGGAGAUGGCGCCGCUGGAUUACAUCUCGGUGCUGCCGCAGGGGGUGGUGGACUGA
This is a messenger RNA of Drepanopeziza brunnea f. sp. 'multigermtubi' MB_m1, 2532 nucleotides long. RefSeq lists its product as uncharacterized. NCBI's taxonomy places the organism in Eukaryota, Fungi, Ascomycota, Leotiomycetes, Helotiales, Drepanopezizaceae. Gene Ontology annotation, cellular component: extracellular region. Gene Ontology annotation, biological process: xylan catabolic process. The record is from RefSeq and is a predicted model, not a curated record. Gene Ontology annotation, molecular function: alpha-glucuronidase activity.